Fonsecaea monophora is the source of this 798-nucleotide messenger RNA. Its product is annotated as HAT1-interacting factor 1. The transcript is spliced from 2 exons. The coding region runs from base 1 to 798 and encodes 265 amino acids. Lineage: Eukaryota; Fungi; Ascomycota; Eurotiomycetes; Chaetothyriales; Herpotrichiellaceae. The record is from RefSeq and is a predicted model, not a curated record.
AUGGCAUCACGAAUUGUAUUGAUCACCGGUGCGAACACGGGCCUUGGGCUCGAAAUCGUGCGCGCCUUGUAUCGUUCCGAGUCCUCUUCCACCAUUCUAUGUGGCAGCCGCUCGCUUGACAAGGCGUCCGCCGCCCUGAAAGCACUCCAAGCCGAUAAGCCCAAGAACCCCCAAACCACGGUCGAGCCUAUUCAGAUCGACAUUGAAGAUGACAAUUCCAUCAACUCGGCGUUUGACAAUGUGGAAAAUACACACGGACACAUUGACUGUCUCGUGAACAAUGCCGGUAUUGCGUUGGACCAAGCCUUCCUGGCCGGCAAAAUCAGUCAGCGUGAAGCGUGGGACAAGGCAUAUUCGGUGAAUGUCACCAGCACUCACGUCAUGACAUACAAGUUUGCGCCGCUACUGAUCAAGUCGUCCGAUCCUCGCCUGAUCUUCAUUGGAAGCGGGACGGCCAGUUUAGCAAGGCAGGUCGCUCUCAAGAGCCCGAUCGACCAUUCGCCGCCGAAAGGCUGGCCGAAGCCUAUCAUUGGUCAAUGCGCCUACCGGACGUCCAAAACCGCCCUGACGAUGGUGAUGCGGGAAUGGGCCCGCAUAUUGAAAGAAGAUGGUGUUAGAGUUUUUGCGUGCAGUCCUGGGAUGCUGGCAACCAAUCUUGGAGGCAGUCCUGAACAGCUGAAGGCUUAUGGAGCGCUCGAUCCUUCCAUUGGGGGAGGGUUCGUCAAGGAUGUCAUCGAGGGCAAGAGGGAUGCUGAUGCUGGCAAGGCUAUCGAUAAAACGGGUGUGCAAGACUGGUAG